This is a messenger RNA of Lampris incognitus (smalleye Pacific opah), 1578 nucleotides long. RefSeq names its product regulator of G-protein signaling 7-binding protein B-like. The transcript has 6 exons. The coding region runs from base 299 to 1015 and encodes 238 amino acids. Gene Ontology annotation, biological process: G protein-coupled receptor signaling pathway. The record is from RefSeq and is a predicted model, not a curated record. NCBI's taxonomy places the organism in Eukaryota, Metazoa, Chordata, Actinopteri, Lampriformes, Lampridae. Gene Ontology annotation, cellular component: postsynapse; nucleus; neuron projection.
ACACCCCGACAUUUCAGGGGCUGUCGGAGGGUGACGAAUUGUGUUGCCGUUGGCUGCCGGUGAGCUGGCGUCACGCGCGAACGCGCGGCGGAAACCGAGAGACUCGAGCCUCGAGAGUUGAAGGUGACUCGACCGCUGCCGAGGAGAUGCAGAAGGAGCUGCGGGUCUGCACCCGGCCCGGUACUUUCUCCUGCUCCCCUGCCAGCCCGAGGUAAACCUGCUGGAUCAACCCGCCUCGGCGUCUUGCUGUCUACAGAGGACGCAGUCGGAGGGCGGCUGCAACCGCGGAUGCGUAUGCAUGUGUUCUGCACCGUACGGGCGGAAAAAACGCCCCGGGUCCGCGGCCAACGUCUUCCUGAUCGGUAAGGCGGCGCCGCCGGACCCGGACCCGGAUCCACGCCGGGACAGCGCGGAGAGCGCGUGGAGAGCGCAGGGAGUCGCGUGUGACAGCAGGAUGACCGUGCAGGAGUUCAACACGCUGGUGGCGCUGUACCGGGAGCAGGUCAUAUCGGUCGGAGAGAUGUCAGCCGACUGCCCGUCUCUACGGGCUCAGAUGCACCACACGCGAACCAGAGGGUGCUCCGUGGCCCGGGCGGCCCACCGGGACCUCGCCGUCAUAUCCGGGUCAGGGCCAGAGGAUGGCGAGAUCCAGCCUGAGAUCUGUAGGCUGUUUAUCCAGCUGCAGUGCUGCCUAGAGAUGUUUAUCACUGAGAUGCUCAAGUCGUUGUGCCUGCUGGGGGUGCUGCAGCUUCACAGAAAAGGAAAGGACUCGUACCCAGAGCCUAAGGUGGACUUCAAGGUGGACGAGAGCUCGGACAUACCCAUCCUGGAGGACCGCUCCUCCUCUCCUAUAGACUAUCCACAGGAGCCAUGGCUGGUGGGAACCGACAUUGAAAAUAUUGAGAGGGACAUGCGUGAGAUGCGGAACCUGCUCAGCAAACUCAGGGACACCAUGCCCCUACCCCUGAAGAACCAAGGUGUGCAAUACUAUGUUGAGAUGACAGCAGUUUAUUGAAUUUGACUCCAUAUCAGCUGGUCAGGCAGAGGAAGAGGCGCUUCUCAGGGCUCUGUUGCAUGGUGUCUGGCUGAGUGGCCCUGGGAUCCAUCAGGCAGCAGUCAGGGCAGCGCAUCGGUCCAACAAACUAUUCUUGGACCAAAAAAGAAAAAAAGAAGAAGAAGAAAAAAAGGGACUGGACAUUUUUUUUAAUUUCACAGUAUUUCAAUUUGUUAUAUUAAUCAGUUUGAUUUUAUUUGAAUUAUUCUGCAUUUUUAUUUGAUUCUCCACGUUGGGUGGCGUGACGUCUGGCUUGCUGCCACUCUUCUUCUUUGGUUUUGUUGUUAUUUGGCUGCUGCUGUGCAGUCCUGUUGUAAAUUCCUGCAUCAUGUUGAUGUUCAUGUUUGUCUGUCAAACACUUUUCAUUUUUAGCUCAUCUUUUCUUUCUCUCUUGUGUUUUUCUGAAUAAAAUCCAGAGUCGUAGAUUAUGUGAUGGAUUAGCUGCGGAGAGUCGUUUUUAACCAUUUUAACCCAGUGUUAAUUUGCCCAAUCUGUGUGUCACCAUCUGAAACACAACUUGCUAA